Melampsora larici-populina 98AG31 is the source of this 4108-nucleotide messenger RNA. RefSeq lists its product as uncharacterized. Gene Ontology annotation, molecular function: nuclear export signal receptor activity; small GTPase binding. The coding region runs from base 419 to 3661 and encodes 1080 amino acids. The record is from RefSeq and is a predicted model, not a curated record. Gene Ontology annotation, biological process: ribosomal large subunit export from nucleus; ribosomal small subunit export from nucleus; protein export from nucleus. Lineage: Eukaryota; Fungi; Basidiomycota; Pucciniomycetes; Pucciniales; Melampsoraceae. Gene Ontology annotation, cellular component: cytoplasm; nucleus. The transcript has 20 exons.
CAAAGAAGAACAACGGACACGAUCAAAGAACCAAGAACUUUAUCAGUUUCAUCUUUAUCAUCAAACUCUGGUCUUUCUUAUCUCUUACUCAAAUAUAUCUACCUCCAUUCUCACAGUUAUCGGCAUCCUGAAGGGACUGUGCUGAAUAAUCGUAAAAGAAGGAUCAUUCAAUUCUCAUCACUUCCCUCGAGCAAGUCUCCUUUUAUCCGCUUUCUGAAAACCAUACGAGGAUUUCAGUCUUCCUUAUCACGUACGAACUUCGGAACUUGAUUUAAGCCUUUCACAUCUUGCGACCUGUGGAAUCCGACCUGCAUCUCUUCUUAAUAUCGUCACACGUUCAACGUCUUCAAACACGCUUCAAAGGCUUUUCUUUCGCACGACAACUGUCCAUUCUGUGUCAAGCUAUACCUUGUACGAGAUGGAAGAACUCUUAAACCCAGCCGCGGACCCUGGCCUAAUCGAUCAAGUCGUCGAGGCGGCUUUCAACACCCAAGGACCACAACAAAAAGAAGCCAUGACGAUCCUCACGCAGUUUCAAGAACAACCCGAUGCCUGGCAGAAAGUCCCCAUCAUCUUGGAGUCAAGCAACUCUCAGCAAGCUAAAUACAUUGCCUUACAGAUCAUGGAUAAAUUGAUUACGACGAGAUGGAAGGCUUUACCAGAACCUCAGCGAUCCGGUAUCAAAAACUUUAUCGUAGGAUAUAUUGUGAAAAUGACGCGCGAUGAUGUCCUUAUGCGUAAGGACAAAGGCUUUAUCAAUAAAAUGAAUCUAAUCUUGGUACAGAUUCUCAAGCAAGAGUGGCCACAUAACUGGCCAGGUUUCAUACCUGAAAUUAUCGCUUCGUCCCGGACUUCACUUUCAUUAUGCGAGAACAACAUGGUGAUCUUGAAAUUACUGUCCGAAGAGAUUUUCGAUUUUAGCGCUGAGCAAAUGACUCAAGCCAAGACAAAAGCCAUGAAAAAUCAACUCUGUAAUGAGUUUGCGGAUGUAUUUCAGCUUUGCAACGAAAUUUUGGAAAAGGCCACGAAACCUAGCUUGAUCAGUGCUACCCUUCAUACUCUUUUGAGAUUCCUUAAUUGGAUUCCCCUGGGAUACAUUUUUGAAACCAGCCUGAUCGAUCACCUGAUCAACAAGUAUCUUGAAGAGCGACAAUACCGUAACAUCACUCUUAGAUGUCUCGCUGAAAUUGGUUGUAUACGUGACGCGGGGCCGGAGUACGAUGCAAAAUUUGUUCUACUUUUGACAAUGGUGAUGUCAUCCGUCAAUCGAAUCUUACCACCUGCCACAGAUUUGAAGGCAAUGUGGGACAACCAGCCACAAUACGAGCAAGAAUUUGUCAUGGCACUGGCUGUUUUCUUGUGCAGUUUCUUGUUCAAGAAUGCUAAAUUGUUAGAGGUUGCUCCACAACAUGACCUGAUGGUUAAUGUUCAUAUGUAUCUGGUCAAAAUCUCGCAAGUCGACGAUCGUGAAUUGUUCAAAGUCUGCUUGGAGUACUGGUCAAAAUUAGUGAAGGAGCUUUAUGAUGAACAACAAUCUAUCCCGACCGAUAUGGGGCCCUUGAUGGGUAUUGGCUUAAAUUUGGGUGGAAGCGGCGGUGGUAAUGGCUCUCAUUUCGGAGGUGGUGAGAUGCAAGGAAGAAAAUUACUAUAUCGUGAAGUUUGCAGUAAUUUGAGGCUAGUUUUCAUCGAGAAGAUGGUGAAACCUGAAGAAGUUUUGGUUGUGGAGAAUGAUGAAGGUGAAGUAGUUCGUGAGUUUUUGAAAGAAACAGACACCAUUGUGCUAUACAAGGCCAUGCGGGAGGUGUUGGUCUACUUGACUCAUUUAGAUGUACCCGAUACCGAAGACAUCAUGCUGACCAAGCUAGCUCACCAAGUUGAUGGCACGGAAUGGUCGUGGAACAAUUGUAACACAUUGUGCUGGGCCAUUGGAUCCAUAUCAGGGGCGAUGAAUGAAGAAUCCGAAAAGCGAUUCUUGGUCACUGUCAUCAAGGAUUUACUUGGCUUGACAGAACUCAAGCGAGGAAAGGACAAUAAAGCCAUUGUGGCCUCUGAUAUCAUGUACAUUGUCGGCCAGUAUCCUCGAUUUUUGAAAGCGCAUUGGAAGUUUCUCAAAACAGUUGUGAACAAGCUGUUUGAGUUUAUGCACGAGACUCAUGAAGGUGUACAGGAUAUGGCCUGCGAUACGUUCAUCAAAAUUGCUCAAAAGUGUCGGAGACAUUUUAUCCAACAGCAAGCCGGCGAAACAGAACCCUUUGUGGACGAGAUUAUCCGAAAUCUAGACAAGAUCACUGAGGAUCUGUCAUCUCAACAGACCCAUACUUUCUACGAAGCCGUCGGUCAUAUGAUUGCUGCCCAACCAAAUCGACCAGUCCAAGAGCGCUUGAUUGCAGGACUUAUGCGAACGCCCAACACAGCCUGGGAUCGCUUGAUGCAACAAUCCGCUGCCAGCGUGGAUGUAUUAGCAAACCCAGAGAACAUCAAACUGCUCUCUAACAUCCUGAAAUGCAAUGUCUCUGCUUGUGUCUCCAUUGGUCCUUUUUUCCAACCUCAAAUUGUUCGUAUCUACAUGGACAUGCUCGGCCUCUAUAAAGCAGUAUCUGGGAUCAUCAGCGAGACAGUAGCCCUUGAAGGGAUCAUCGCGACGAAAACUCCCAAAGUUCGUGGUCUCAGGACAAUCAAAAAGGAGAUCCUCAAACUCGUCGAUACCCAUAUCCGGCGCGCUGAAGAUCUCAACGCCUUGAACGAUACACUUCUCCCUCCGCUCUUGGAGGCAGUCUUGGGAGAUUACAAUCGCAACAUCCCGGCCGCAAGAGAUGCAGAAGUCUUGAAUGUAGUUUCCACGAUCGUCACCCGGUUAGGGACUUUACUGACCGGAAAGGUUGCGGCAAUCCUUGAACUUGUCUUUGAGCCUACCCUUACCAUGAUCAACCAAGACUUUUCGGAAUUUCCAGAACAUCGUAUUGGGUUCUUCAAAUUAUUGCGGGCUAUCAAUGCUGGAUGCUUUAGUGCCUUAUUGGCGUUAGAGCCUGCUAGGUUUAAGUUGAUGAUGGAUAGUGUCAUAUGGGCUAUCAAGCAUAUCACUCGUGACAUUGCUGAUGUUGGUCUUGCCAUAUUAUUGGAGCUUUUUGCCAAUGUUUCCCAGCAGACGGAUCCACAAACUGCGGCUGCAUUCUUUCAACAAUACUACAUCGGUAUCCUUCGUGAUAUCUUCUUUGUUCUCACAGAUGCCGAUCACAAGAGUGGCUUCAAGGGACAAUCCCAAGUUCUGUCCAGGAUGUGGGCUCUGGUUGAAACCAAUGCGAUUGCUGGUCCACUCUUUAUCCCUGCCGAACAUGAUCCAAGUAUGGACAACUCGAGGUUCCUAAAAGAGUAUACUUUGAACCUACUGAGCGCUGCUUUCCCCCAUGUACAACCGCUCAUCAUUCAGCAAUUUAUCACUGGUUGCUCCGAAUCAUAUGGAGACGUCGCCAGGUUCAAAGGCAACCUACGAGACUUUUUGAUCUCUUUGCGUGAACACUCGGGUACCAGCGACGGACAACAUCAUGAUUUAUUCCAAGAUGAUAAGGAAGCGUUGGCAGCUGCUAAGGCUCAAGAGCAAGCAGCUGUUCCUGGUAUCUUGAAACCAAGUGAAAUCAAAGAUGAAGAUGAAGAGAUCUUGUAAGCAAGAGUUUGGAGAGAAACAUCUUUUGGAGGAUGCAUGGUCAUGGGAGGGAUUUGAAUCUUAAACUUGUUCUAUAUAAUUGUUUUUAAUGUCUUACUGGAUGGAUGGGUAAGGAGAUCAAAGUCAAAGUCAAAAGAAAUGAUAUGAUUUGAUUGUACCUGCAGACUUAUCUCAGCGUCACUCACUCUGGAUACAUAUUUUUUUUGUCUCUGUUUGACUUAUGAUCUUGAGGCUUUUGGAGAGAGGGCAUCUUUGGUUUGAACUAUAUACACACAGAUAUUCCACUUUGGUACAACUGUUUUGACGUUUUGUUUUUUUGGUUAUCUGAUCUGAUUUUUUUCCUUUCAUUCUUCCUACUUUUUAUUUUUUUUAUUUUGUCCAAGAGAAUAUGGGUUUUAUUGUUUUCAAAAUCAAAAACAAACAAUUCAUCUUGGAUUUGUACAUCCC